GCCAAGCGUGGUCAUACUGAAACUGGCACCCGAAGAGUUCGCACACGACCUAACUAACAGAGAAUACGGUGGAAAAGCAGAUUACCCAUAUAACGUAUCGUCGAUAUAUAUAAUACGGUUCGGCUUAAUAAUUUAACAAGAAAAAUCAUCAUAAUAAUACAAAGUUAAUUAAUAAUAAAGUGUUUUAAUAGUGUGAUUAAAUAUUUAUAAUAUAAUUAUUGUUUUAUAUAUUAAAAUAAUAAUAUAUUUGUGUGUUAAAAUAAUAUAUAUAAUUAUAUUGAAAAAAAUAUAUAUUAUUUCAUCAUAAUUUUUUGAAGCUUCGAGAAAAGGUGCUUAUAAUAACUGUCGAGAUGGCGUUUAUGAUGCCCGUUGUGAAAAAUGAGUGGGAUAUUUAUAAAACAAAUCGGAGUAGACGUUCAUCUGAGUGUUCAAAUCCACAAUCAUGUAGAAGCCGAAAGGUUUCUGAAUGUUCCAAAUCUGAGGGACCAUCAUUAUCAACAUCACCUGGUUCUGAUUAUUUAACAUCACCAGCUCAUCGUUCAGUACCAAUGUCAUCACGUCAUUUUUCAAGAACAUCAUCAAGAACAUCACAAAAUUCAUUACAAAGCCCAAGUAAAAGUACUGGUUCAUCACCACCUAAAACUGGAAGUUCAAGUUCAUUGAAUAAAUUUCAUAAUCGUCUUGUUGAUAAAUUAAAAAGAUCAUUAAGAAAAGCUGAUGAUAGUUCUGAUGAUCAACGUAAUUUAUCGUGAGAUAAUAAUGGGGUUAAGAGCCGUCCACCAGUUUGUGGAGGUUCAAAACCAAUUGAUAUACGACGCACCUCGACACCAUCAACACCCUCAAUAAAUGCACAGGCACCUGGGUCAAGAUCGUGUCCAGAUAAAUUUGCGGCAUGGUUAAUACAACAUGAAAAAUAAUAAUUAUAAAAAAAUUUAUAUAACAACAACAACAACAACAGUAUAUUUGACAUCAUCAAAAGUAAAAUAAUGAUUUAAAAAGAAGAAGAACAACAAGAUGAAGAAUCAUUCAAGUUAUUGAUAAUUAAAAAAUUUCAUAUGAAGAAUUUGUAUGUAUUAUAUGCAACUGCAAUAAACCAGAUUGCAGAGGAUUAAUUAUGAUUUAUAAAUAUCAACAAUAAUAAUUCAUAUGACAACAUUAGUGAUAUAAUGAGGGCUUGAUUAAUUUCGAGGUCAGUACACGAAUAUUUUCGUGAUUAAUAAUAAUUAUUAACUAAGUAUUUCUCCCACGCUCGAGAUAAUCACAGAGUUUCGAUUGGUAUUUUAUCCCUUAAAACGAAAAUUUAUUUUAUUUUUUUUCAUUCUUUUUUUUUGUGUCCAUCACCACUUCCUCUUCCUUGUCGUUUAUCAACAUGUAUUUAAAUCUACUUUUUUUCAUUAUUAACUAUAGAGAAAUUUCGUGGGAUUUAUACAUAAAAUUAUAAUUCAUAAAAUAAUUAUAUUACUAAUGAUAAAUUAUUGAUGAAGAGGGAGUGAAAGAAUGAAAUUAAGAUAUUUAACUAUUGCGACUUAGUGGAGCCUUAGGUAAAAAAAAAAAAAAUGUAAGAAAUAAUAAUAAUAUUGAUAAAAGACUAAUUAAAUAAAAUUCAUAUUAAUAUGAUAAUACUUUUUAAUUGUUAUAGCGUCAUUGGUAUUUGUGAGGCAAUACUUGUGGCACUUGUGUAUUAAUUUAUAUCUGUUAUCUAAAUAGCAUGUUUAGCAUUUGCGAUUGUGGUAGGUAGGGGGCGGAUAUAUAAAAGAUAAUAAAUAAGAAUAAAACAUAAUUAUAUUAUUAUUUUUUAAAUUUAUUUAUUUUCUUUUUUUUUUAAUAAUUUAAUUAAAAAACAUUGAUAAUAAUAAUAACUUAAGCGUAAUUUCGCUAGUCAUUUUUCGUUUUCAAGUCGUCAUUUAUUUGUAUAUUUUUAUAUAAAUAAUUUAGAAAAAAAAAAAACAAAUUGAUCUGAUAUAAAAGUUUGCCAAAAAAUAAGAACAAAAAUAAAAGUAGAAAAAAAAAUAAUUAUAUGAGCUUUUAACACGUGAAGUCAACGUGUUUGGCAAUGAAGUUUUAAAACAAAAAAAAAAUUAUUCAUUUUUGGCAAGUGUAAUAACCCUCUCGCAAUUGCGCAUCCCGUAUACAGUGGUUUUAUUUAUUAAUAUUUUUUUUUUUAUUGGUUUAUUUAUUUUGUUGGCUCCUGAGUCUCAUUAUUAAUGACUAAAUAACACUAACAUCAUCAGUGUGAUGAAAUAUUUAUUUUGGCUUAUUUUUUUAAAUACUACAAAGUUUUUUUUUAUAUAUUUGAUAUUGCUCAAAAAACAACUUGAUUCGUUGCCUCAAUAUUUUUAUUUAUUUCAUUCUAUUUAAAAAAAGAAAAUUAAUAAUUCAUUGAUGGUGUUUAUUGUUUAUCAGCUUCCAUCAAAUAAUUUAUUUUUCGAUUUAAAUUAAUAUCAUUUGUUGCGGUAAAUUAACCGGGAGCAACUAAAUGAUACUGUGUGUAACUCUGUGAUACAAGUAAGCUAUAAGAUAUAGAUUUAUUUUACAUCGAUGGGAGAAACGAAAUACUAAAAAAAAAAAUAAAAAACCCGAUAUUUAUUAUAAUAAUUAAAAAUAAAUAAACAGAGAAUUUAUACAAUAAAAUAAUUUGUUUAAGAGACUUUGAUCUUUGUAAUUGAAUUAUUUUUAAGUAUGAAUGAAAAAAAAAUUAAUAAUUAUAUAAAUUAUAAUAAUAAAACAGAAUGAAAUUAAUAUUUUUAUUUUUUUCUGUUAUCAACAGCAGCAACUUCUUUCUUGGAAUUGAGCUGAAUGAGCGAUUAAGACAUUUAAAUUAUUUCAAAAUCACAAUCGGAAUUUAUUAAGCUCACAAUAACAAAAAUUAAAAAAAAAUUAUAAUAAUCUUCAUAUUUAAAUUAUAUAAAAAAAAUAUCAGUUAACUCAAUAAAAUCUUGUCGCCUACAUGUCUUGCAUUUCAAUAUAAAAAUAAUUUAAUUAUAUGAAUGAGUUGUGAGUAUAAUUGACUAUUGAAAUGUUUUUGGAAAUAUUAAUUUUAUAUAUCCAAAAACUGCCGCUUUACCGUAAGACUGCUUAAACGAUGAAAAUAAUUAUAUUAAAUAAAGUUUAAAGAAAAAUAAAACAUUGAUAAAAAAAACGAUGAUGAAUUAAAUUGAUUGGUGCUCGAUGAUAGAUAGUUAAAUAAACGUUUUUUACUUAUUACAAAAAUUAAUUAAACAUAAAGAAAGAAAAAGCUUUAUUUUCAUUGAAAGUUUUUUUUUUUUCAUUAGUUCUAAUAAUUUUUCGUAAUAAUUAAUAUUCGUUUAUUUAGUUUAUUUAACCUGAACUGACAGUGAAUUGGCGUUAUUAUAAAUAUAGAAAUUAAAAGAUAUUGGCGAGAUAAUAAUUUAUUUAUUUUAGCGAUCUUGAGCCUUGAUAAUAAACUAAUAAUUUUUCAUCAUAUAAAUAUGUAUUUAUUAUAUCAAAUUACAUAAUUAAUAAAAUAUAUAUCAAUUUUUCAAAAUAUAAUCAGCUCUAUGCUAAUUUAAAAAUUAAUUCAACAAAAUUUAUUAUUACUAUAAUAAAAAAAAAAAAUGGAGUAAUAUUUUUUAUUUCACGGCACAGGAUCGCCAAGUUAUGAAAUUCAAUUUAUUAAAAAGAUCCGAAUAUAUUUUGUAUUAUUACUAUAUUAAUAAUAAAAAUAAAAAAUUAAAAAAAAAAUCAUUAGUAUAUAGAUUUAAGUAUUUAGCAGAAGAGAAAAAAAAAAUAAAAGUAAUAAGCAUGUUAUUUUUUGGGAUUUCCAAGUUGAAUUUUAAAGCGGUGGUUGAUUAGAUACGUAAAAUGAUCAAAUUAAUAAUUAAUAUUAUUAUUAAUUUUAUCUAUUUACACGUUGUCUUUUUAAUCAUGGCCAUUAGUAUCACUGCCGAAAGCCCAGGGAUUAAAUAAAAAUAUAAAAACACAAUAAUCGAACCGCUAAAAAGACUUGUUUUUUUUUUUCUUUUUUAAAUAUUAGUUUUGUUUUUGUUGAAAUAUUGCAAUAUGCCAAUUUUUUUUAAAUUAUCAUCUCGUUUUUAUUUAUAUGUAUAUCAUUUAGAAAUUCUUCACUUAGAAAAAAAAAAUGCCUGUAUUUGAUAAAGAAAUAUUUGUCA
This is a messenger RNA of Aphidius gifuensis, 4130 nucleotides long. RefSeq lists its product as uncharacterized. Bases 351 to 752 code for a protein of 133 amino acids. The transcript has 2 exons. The record is from RefSeq and is a predicted model, not a curated record. NCBI's taxonomy places the organism in Eukaryota, Metazoa, Arthropoda, Insecta, Hymenoptera, Braconidae.